CAGCCUCCCCGAGGACAUCCAGAGCCCACCAUCUUUUGGAAGAAAGACAAAGUUCGAAUUGAUGACAGGGAAGAGAGAAUAAGUAUCCGUGGUGGGAAACUGAUGAUUUCGAACACUAGAAAGAGUGAUGCAGGCAUGUAUACCUGUGUUGGCACAAACAUGGUGGGAGAAAGAGACAGUGAUCCAGCAGAACUGACCGUCUUUGAGCGACCCACUUUCCUCAGACGACCAAUUAACCAAGUGAUACUGGAAGAAGAAGCUGUUGAAUUUCGAUGUCAGGUCCAGGGAGAUCCUCAACCAACUGUAAGAUGGAAGAAGGAUGAUACAGACUUACCAAGAGGAAGAUUUGACAUCAAAGAUGAUUACACAUUGAGGAUUAAAAAGGCCAUGAGUUCAGAUGAGGGCACCUAUACAUGCGUGGCUGAGAAUCGGGUUGGAAGAGUGGAAGCAUCUGCUACCCUCACUGUUAGAGCUCGUCCUGUUGCUCCUCCCCAGUUUGUGGUUAGGCCAAGAGAUCAGAUUGUAGCUCAAGGUCGAACAGUUACAUUUCCCUGUGAAACCAAAGGAAACCCUCAGCCAGCUGUUUUUUGGCAGAAAGAAGGCAGCCAGAACCUGCUUUUCCCAAACCAGCCUCUACAACCCAGCAGCAGAUGUUCAGUGUCACCAACUGGAGAUCUUACUAUUACAAACAUUCAGCGGUCUGAUGCAGGCUACUAUAUUUGUCAGGCCUUAACUGUUGCAGGAAGUAUUUUAGCAAAGGCCCAGCUGGAAGUUACUGAUGUUUUGACAGAUAGGCCUCCACCUAUAAUUCUACAAGGCCCAGCCAACCAGACAUUAGCAGUAGACGGUACAGCCCUGCUGAAAUGUAAAACCACGGGUGAUCCUCUUCCUGUUAUUAGCUGGUUAAAGGAAGGAUUCACUUUUCUGGGUAGAGAUCCAAGAACGUCUUUACAAGAACAAGGAACGCUGCAGAUUAAGAAUUUACGUGUUUCUGAUACUGGCACUUACACAUGUGUGGCUACAAGUUCAAGUGGAGAGACGUCAUGGAGUGCUGUGUUAGAUGUAACUGAAUCGGGAGCAACAAUCAGUAAAAAUUAUGAUUUAAAUGAUCUGCCUGGAUCACCAUCCAAACCUCAGGUCACUGAUGUCAGUAAGAACAGUGUCACCCUGUCCUGGCAACCAGGCAGCCCUGGAAGCCUCCCAGCUAGUGCAUAUAUCAUUGAGGCCUUUAGCCAAUCAGUGAGCAAUAGCUGGCAAACUGUGGCAAACCAUGUAAAGACAACACUGUAUACUGUAAGAGGACUGCGACCUAAUACAAUCUACUUGUUCAUGGUGAGGGCUAUCAACUCUCAGGGUCUUAGUGACCCUAGCCCCAUGUCCGAUCCUGUGCGCACACAAGAUAUAAGCCCACCAGCUCAAGGAGUAGAUCACAGACAAGUGCAGAAAGAACUGGGGGAUGUCAUUGUACGUCUUCAUAACCCUGUUGUGUUGACUCCUACCACAGUUCAAGUCACGUGGACUGUUGAUCGUCAGCCCCAAUUUAUACAAGGCUAUCGAGUCUUGUAUCGCCAGACAUCAGGCCUUCAAUCUCCAUCAACAUGGCAAAACUUAGAUGCUAAAGUACCUACAGAACGCAGUGCUGUUCUAGUUAAUCUAAAAAAAGGCGUGACUUAUGAAAUUAAGGUUCGACCAUAUUUUAAUGAAUUUCAAGGAAUGGACAGUGAAUCAAAGUCAGCCCGUACUACUGAGGAAGCUCCAAGUGCUCCUCCACAAUCUGUCACAGUACUGACAGUUGGAAACCACAAUAGCACGAGUAUCAGUGUUUCCUGGGACCCUCCUCCUCCAGAUCAUCAAAAUGGAAUUAUCCAGGAAUAUAAGAUCUGGUGCUUGGGAAAUGAAACUCGGUUUCAUAUCAACAAAACGGUGGAUGCAUCAAUUCGAUCGGUGGUGAUUGGUGGAUUAUUCCCAGGCAUUCAGUAUCAGGUAGAGGUUGCAGCAAGCACCAGUGCAGGAAUUGGUGUGAAAAGUGAUCCACAGCCCAUCAUAAUUGGGGGACGUAAUGAAGUCGUCAUCACUGAAAGUAACAACAGCAUAACUGAACAAAUAACAGAUGUGGUGAAGCAGCCAGCAUUUAUAGCUGGCAUCGGAGGUGCAUGCUGGGUAAUUCUGAUGGGUUUCAGCAUCUGGCUGUAUUGGCGCAGAAAGAAGAGAAAGGGGCUCAGCAAUUAUGCUGUCACUUUUCAAAGAGGCGAUGCAGGACUAAUGAGCAAUGGAAGCCGACCAGGGUUACUAGACGCCAGUGACCCCAGUUAUCCUUGGCUUGCAGACUCUUGGCCAGCUACCAGUUUGCCUGUGAACAAUAGCAGUAGUGGGCCGAAUGACAUUGGAAAUUUUGGUCGUGCAGAUGUGCUGCCACCAGUGCCAGGCCAAGGAGAUAAAACCGCUACUAUGCUUUCUGAUGGAGCCAUUUAUAGCAGCAUAGACUUCACCACCAAAACAACUUAUAACAGUUCAAGCCAAAUAACACAAGCGACACCAUAUGCCACCACACAGAUCCUACACUCCAACAGCAUUCAUGAAUUGGCUGUAGAUCUGCCUGAUCCUCAGUGGAAAAGUUCAAUUCAGCAGAAAACAGACUUGAUUGGAUUUGGCUAUUCUCUUCCGGAUCAAAACAAAGGUAACAACGGUGGGAAAGGUGGAAAAAAGAAGAAAAAUAAAAACUCUUCUAAACCCCAGAAAAACAAUGGAUCGAACUGGGCUAAUGUCCCACUACCUCCUCCUCCAGUCCAGCCCCUUCCUGGCACAGAGCUAGAACACUAUGCAGCAGAUCAGCAGGAAGCUGGCUAUGACAGUGAUGGCUGGUGUCCACCAUUACCAGUUCAAACAUAUUUACAUCAAGGCAUGGAAGAUGAACUAGAGGAAGAUGAUGACCGAGUCCCAACACCUCCUGUUCGAGGAGUGGCCUCUUCACCUGCCAUCUCAUUUGGACAACAGUCUACUGCAACUCUAACACCCUCCCCUCGUGAAGAGAUGCAACCGAUGCUUCAGGCUCACCUGGAUGAGCUGACCAGAGCCUAUCAGUUUGAUAUAACAAAGCAAGCAUGGCACAUGCAAAGCAAUACCCAACCUCCUCAGCCCCCAGUUCCACCAUUAGGUUAUGUUUCUGGAACCCUGAUUUCAGAUUUGGAGACGGAUAUUCCAGAUGAUGAUGAUGAUGACGAUGAGGAGGAGGAGGAAGAGGAAGAGGAGGAAGAAGCAUUAGAAAUUACUAGGCCACUGAGAGGUCAAGAGCAGACUCCAGGAUCCAGUAUGGACAAUCUAGACAGUUCUGUGACAGGCAAAGCAUUCUCUUCUUCUCAAAGACCCCGACCAACCAGUCCCUUUUCUACUGACAGUAACACCAGUACAGCGCUGAAUCACAGUCAGAGGCCUAGGCCCACUAAAAAACACAAGGGAGGUAAAUUGGACCAACCACCAUUGCCUCAUCGCAGGGAAGGAAUGACAGAUGAGGAGGCACUGGUACCCUACAGCAAGCCCAGCUUCCCAUCACCGGGUGGACACAGCUCAUCAGGAACAGCUUCUUCGAAAGGAUCAACUGGACCUAGAAAAGGCGAGGUCUUGCGAGGGAGUCACCAACGCAAUGCCAGUGACCUUCUUGACAUAGGCUAUAUGGGCUCCAGUAGUCAAGGACAGUUUACAGGUGAAUUAUUAGUUGAGAAGAGAAUUGCAAAGCUGCUCUGAAGGACCAUCAGGUCUGAACUCAUGGAAGUGAUGACACUAAACAGUGCAAUGAACAAUUUCUUUAUUUAUGUACUAUUAAAAGAACUGUAAAUGCAAUGUAAAGACACACAGCCACACAUAUCCCACAGAUAUUUUACUUGUAUUCUCUUAAAGACACCAUCCACCUUAACUAUUUCUUGUCAGGAGUAUAUAGAAAAGAAAGAAAAAAAAUCACCCUCCAGGAUGAAAAGGAUUUUCCUCUGUAUAUAAUUUCUUUUGUUGCAUUGCUAUGCAAGCUCACUCUCUUUUUAGCUAUGUUCAUAUUACUGUCUGUUCCUAUUAGUCUGUUGUACUAUAUGUGAAUUAAUAGGCUGUGGUGCCAUAUAUUAACUUUUAAUUGUGUAACUUUUAUGUUUAAAGUUUGCACUGCAAUUUUAUUUGGUGAUAAGCACAAAUCUCUACUCCUCAUGACAUGAAGAAAAAAGACUGAAUGUGAAGGGAGUUUAUUGUACUGUAAGCUAUGUUGAGUAAUACAGGAUGUAACUGAUUAUGUUAUAUGGUUUUCCAUUGGGAUGUAGGAAUAUAUAGAAGAUGAAAAGGAAAAUUGAUGUUAGCAAAGGUUUAUUUGAACAUCAGGGACUAAUUCAAUAAAAAAGCAAGAUGGCUGCUUUUACUGUUUUAAAGAGUGUAUGGGGUUCAAAAGAAAGGUGUUCAAAAAGAAAGGAAUGAAUAUGUAUAAAAUAUGCAGAUAGGUACGAUUUACUAAAAUUGAUGAAAAAAAAUACGGUUACCUGGAGUAUCAGUUUUUACCUGCCCAAAUAUGACUGAACAAUAUGUGAUUUAAUAUAACCAAAAGAAACUAAGGUGUUUCACUAAAGCUGUAUUCAUAUUACAGUUUUAAAGCAUUUUAUGAAUUGCCAUAAUUAAUCUCUCCAACCCAUUAAGUCAAAAUAUGAUGUGAAGUUCCCCAAGGAAGCAAAUAAUAUAAAGUCUAGAAUAUCUAGCAGGUAGUUAAAGAUGUAAUUUAUCACUAGAUCAUACUCAGGCUUCUUCCAAAUAUGAACUAUGUUACAAUAUCUUGUUUCAUCUUUAUAAUACAUACACAGUACACUAGAGGAUAGAGCUGCAUCACUGAAUUUCCUAACUUUUUUACAAUACAAUUUACAUAAGACUAUGUUUUAUUUAAUUAAGAAGUAAAAUUUAUUCCACCAAACUUGUAGUCAGAUUAUAAGUGCUUGAAAAGCAGUGCUAAGAGUAUGUUUAUUUCAUGGUAAGUAGAUGUCUUGAAAUAAAACUAAACAUUUUCAAAAAUUGGCUAUCGACCAAAAAAUAUAGUUGACCCACUUUUAUGAGUGAAUUUAAAAACAGAGAUUAACAGGAAAACUGUGCAUGUUUAUAUGCUUUUUGGAUAAAACCAAACCUUGUAAGUGGACAUUAAUAACAACAUUCUGCUUCAUCAUUUGUUUUCAUGACUCAAAAUUAUAUUUUUCUGCAACUCAAAUAUGAAGAAAAUUAUUAAUUUUUAAAAUAUUUAUUAGUUGUCCUAAGUAUAUUAAACACAAUCAAAGCAAAGCUCUCUUGAAAUUCCCAGUUUUAAAGUUUGCCCACCUGGCACAUUCACCUAUUUAGAAUCUGCUUAUGUCUAUCCUUUCUCAUUACUCCCCAAGAGGAUUUACUGUUCCUUUCAAUAAAGUUUGGCACCAGCUCUGCAACAAGAAGGCCUUUUAAGGGCACACUUAAAUAUGUCAUUGGCUCGAUUUCCCCACUUCCACUUCUCAUUGUAUUAGCAGAGUAGUUGGCAUUGUCAAAUUUAUUUCUUCCCUUUACUUUUCCUAAACCCGUACGAACAUUAGCAAACCUAAGGAACCAAACUGUGCUUUGGGGGCUGAAGAAACAUCUAUUCUUCAUUCCAUGCCAGUGACUCCACGAUGGGCAAUAGAGUUCAGGUUCACUUUUGGCCAUACCCACGUCACCCUACCCAGAUUGUUUUCUAACAUCGGUGUCUGCAACUUGAACGAGCUUUGUUUUCCUUCAGAUAUGAUAGAGUAUCUGAUGAAAGUGUGAGCACUGUGUUGGGAAUGGUAACAUGAACAUGCAGAAACCUGAAGGCAGAGGGAUUUCAGACCGUGGUAUUUGCAAUGCCAAAUGGGAGUGUCUUCAACCACUCAAAACUUGCCACCUCAGAGCUCGGUUCGUAUCUCUGAGUAGUGCAUUAUUUCAGUCAAAUGCAUGUAACCUAUUGACAGUAGCUGCUAAAACACUCUUAGCUGCUUGGUUCACAUAAAUUUAGGGGUUUGGGCAGGAAGUGAGUGGUUAUUAUGACUGGAUGUAUAAGUUUAUACAGUAUACUUAGCUGAACGCCUUAUCAGAAUGGUAUGUGUUCCUUGUUAUCCCCACAUCUAGGUAAAUUGAUCUUAAAUUCCUUACAAAAUGAAGAGUGCAUUUUACCAAGAUAUGGCCUACAUACGUACAUACAGUAAUACUAUAGUUAUCAAAUGGAAUUCAGCAAUAAUCUAAAAAAAAAUAAAAAAUCAUUAUUCAUCUUGCUAACUAUAAGAAGUCAAAUAGGAUGUAAGCCAAGACAUGAAAUCAAAUGUAUAAACAUUCAUUACUAACUGCAAAGUCUACCUUUCCUUGUUGACUGUAUUAGUAUAGUUUUCAUUUAUACCCAGUUCUCUAUUCCAUAAGUCACAGAGCAAGUCCAUGUAAAUCUAUAAAUCGAAGGCCUCCACAGGUUUCUGUGGAUGUAGGGAGUGUCAUCCCACUUUGCAGUCAAGGAUAAUGCUACCUCAUGGCCACUUCUGCAUAAGCACAAUACUAUUUAGUUUGAAGAACUCCUUUUUUAUGCAAUGCCUGUGACUGUCAGAGCAAAUGCUCAUCUCUGGCUCUGUUUUUAUGUUAUGGAUAUGGUACUUCUGUUCUAAAUCUUUUUUAUUCCAUUUUAAAGUAGACAUAGAAUAGCAUUGGUGCCAACACAAUGAGCUACGUGAAAUCACUACAUUGAUUAUGAGUCCAACUCAAGAAGAGAAUGAAAGUAGAAAGCAUAGAAAGGCAAUUGAGUUCAACAUUGGUGUACUAAAAUUAAAUAAGAGACCAGAAAAAUAAAAGCAUUAGACUUUCACUCACUUUCAUAUUAUAUGGUCAAGACCCACCCAUAGAAAUGUUAUAAUAAUAAUCUGGUAGAGGAGGGAAGUUGGAUCAGAUGACCUCCAUAGUCCCUCCAAACUGUAUGAUUCUAUUAAAUUUAUUAAUAUAUAACUUCAUAUUUUAUCAUUCUAAGAAUUUUAAUUAGUUUUCAAUGGGUGUUGAGUUAAAGUUUAUGUUUAGCUUUGGUGGAACACCUUACUCACAAUUUCUGUCUAAAAAUUUCUACUAUUAUCCCUUGACAACAUAAUCAUAACCAUCCCAAUUAAUUUCAGAUACGUGAUUUAUCUGCUCCAAUGGGAAGUGAUUGUGUGUGUCAGUAUUGAAGUUGUACAGGACCAUGGUAUUCACUAACUUGUUCAUCUGCCUCUAUAUUUUGCUUCUGAAAUUACAUGACAAGAAUUCGGUAUAUAUAACAUGUUAUAACAACCUUACAUGAAGUGUACUAUUUUCUUUUUACAUACUUGUACUUCAAACAAACCAUACUGCAAUUCCAAUAUGGUUUGAUUUAAUAUUGCUUUUUUUUAAUUUCAUUUUGAUCCAAGCCAUUGAUUGUGAAUUUAUCAUGUUUUAAAAUGGGGGGUGUUGUGGCAGCACUUAGACUUUUUUAUAUUUGUUUUUCUAGAUUUAUUUUUGUCGGUAGUUUGUUCAAGUCACCAAAAAUUUCCCAACUAUUAAUGUGUUACAUUGGUAUUGUUAGUACAGCAGUUAAAUUGGCAUAAGAAGUUGGUUACUAGUACUGUCAAAAAAUUGUGUAUUGUAUAUUUACUGGGGAAAAAUAAAACAUUCA
Trichosurus vulpecula (common brushtail) is the source of this 7654-nucleotide messenger RNA. RefSeq names its product roundabout guidance receptor 2 (gene ROBO2). The record is from RefSeq and is a predicted model, not a curated record. Lineage: Eukaryota; Metazoa; Chordata; Mammalia; Diprotodontia; Phalangeridae. Bases 103 to 3741 code for a protein of 1212 amino acids. The transcript has 25 exons. Gene Ontology annotation, molecular function: protein binding.